Messenger RNA from Drosophila miranda, 719 nucleotides. RefSeq lists its product as uncharacterized. NCBI's taxonomy places the organism in Eukaryota, Metazoa, Arthropoda, Insecta, Diptera, Drosophilidae. The transcript has 2 exons. The coding region runs from base 130 to 522 and encodes 130 amino acids. The record is from RefSeq and is a predicted model, not a curated record.
ACCACAGAACUCAACAGACGUUCAAGGCACUCACAGCAAAGCAACCACAAGCAACACAAUCACCCAACACCUAAAGGAUACCACACUCAAUUUUGGAUUUCAAAAGAUUAUACCAGUUCAAACCCCACAAUGGAUCUUAAGCAACUGUAUACAUGGGCCUGUCUCCUGCUCAGCAUCAUCGCCUGCAAACUGUCACAGUGCAGCGCCAAGCCCACAUACUAUGACCUGGAUAGCUACGAGAACUAUGACACCGAUCGCUAUGACACGGGCAACUCCUACGCCCUCUCCUAUGGCAAGCCCCUGACAGAGAACCGCCUGAAGAAGCUCAAUCCUGGCUACUACUAUGUGGAUGACGGUUACAUUGCGCCCGUCUCCACCGGGACAAGACCCUACACCCGUCGCCAAGAUGCCAACCAACAGGUUGGUGAUCUGUCCUCCAAUGUGAGAUUCACUCCGCUCGUUCGCGUCAGAGAGACCCGCACCAAGCGCAAGAAGCUGUUCGUCCCCAACUUCUUUGGCUAAACGACGGUCCUGCUCCAAACCGGAUGUGAGAGUACAGACUGAAGAUGAUGAUCGUUAUGCAUUAGACUAGGGAAUAAUUAUUGUAUAGUCGAGUGCCUUCCUCACCAAAAAGUACCUAAUAAUGUUAAAUAUUAUACAUUUACCUAUCUAAAUAUAUACCCAAACCAAAUUAUAUUUAUAUCUAAAAUUCCCAAGUC